Molecule: messenger RNA, 1320 nt
Organism: Cuscuta campestris
Lineage: Eukaryota; Viridiplantae; Streptophyta; Magnoliopsida; Solanales; Convolvulaceae
Source: the annotation of a GenBank genome assembly
UCCCAUAAGAAGAAGAAGAAGAAGAAGAAGAAGAAGAAGAAGAAGAAGAAGAAGAAGAAGAAGAAGAAGAAAUAUACUCCGUAUUAUUCCAUCUUCUCAUCUGAUCUAUAUUUGCAGCAGCUCUGCAUACUAAUUACCAUACCAGCCAUAAUGAAGAUCUUUAAUUGGAUUCAUGGAAAGAUUCAUGGGAAGCAACCGGUCGUCGUCAACAAACCACAUCCAAAUAAUACCACUCCAUAUACGGCGAAAGAAGAGUUCAGCGACUGGCCGAACAGUCUGCUGGCGAUCGGGACGUUUGGGAAUAACAAGAAUCAGCUCAGAGCCACAGAAGCUUCUUCUGCUGACUGCGACGGCGACAAUGGCGGCGGCGGCGGCGAUGGAGACCGGCGACUCACGGGGGAAGAAGUCGGGGAGCUAAAGAAAGAGCUGAAGCUGCUGAUGCACAAACACUCGGUGCGGGAAAAUGGCGGCUUGGAGAAGUUUUUCGAUUGUCUGGACGACAUUGACGACGAGGGGAUCGUGAUGUCGCCGGAGGACGAGGAUGUCCUGUGCGGCGGCGGUCGGACGGAGGCGAAAACAGAGAGCUCUCUGUCGUCGUCGUCAUCUAUAAUCACCAGAAAGUCGCUGUCUUUCCUAUUCAAGAAGGCCAUUCUCUGCCGCGGCGGCUUUAUCCCGCCUCCGGCGCCGUCUCUGCCUCUUCCGGCGGAUCUUUUUCCGGCGGACGGCGCCAGAUCGGAGAAGUCAAGAAUGGACAGGAUUCUGAGGUCGAUUCUGAACAAGAAAAUAUAUCCGCAGGGGGCGGCGAAUCCGAGGACGUCCACGAAGAAGUACCAGCUGGAGGAUAAUAAUUUAUAUUUAUGUGAGAAUUAUUCAGAGAGCGAAGAUGAAGAAGAUGAGGAAGAUGAAGAAGAUGGUGAAGGAGUGGGGAAGGCAGGUGGUGAACAGGGGAGGAGCAAAUGGGUGAAAACUGAUUCUGACUUCAUUGUUCUGGAGAUAUGAAAUUUUCCUCAUUAAUUCGGCCACUGCCUUCUGAGAUUCUAAGGAAUACUAUUUAAUUAAUGUUAUGGAGAGUAAACUUUUUUUUCAUGUCUCCAGAUGAAAACAUGUGUUAAAUAAAGAAGCCGAGAAAAGGAUGGCAUAAUAUGACACUGGGUUGAUCAAAGGGGCCAAUCAAGUGAACAUCAAGAUAUGGGUGUCAGAUCCAUAUAUAAUUUGAUCCUUUCUCAUUUACCAAGUGGUUAUAUUUUCGUCUCAUAGAAUUAAUCCAAAGAGAUUAAUCAUGAUUCUGGUGUUAAAUAUCAAUAAUCUUUCUUAUUUUUU